GGAUUUACACAGUCGAUUCAGAAUCGUCAGAUCCAGCCUAUAUGUGUUUGUGUGCUGAGACCUCCCUCCUGUACGUCACAUCGGCCUCUGUGUUCAGCCCUAUAAGAGGCGGACAGACAGGACGAUUGACCGUAACAUCACCAAGAGCACCACCUGGAAGCUGUCUGUCAUUGGCCAACCUCUCUGUGACUCACAGGUUGAUGUUCGUGGUCGCGAUCAUGCUCAUCCCUCGUUGCCUGCGUCUGACCCUGAGUGACGUCUGGACUCUUUCCUGCUUACGUCACUUCCUGCUGGAGUUCCUAGGCACCGCCCUCUUCCUGUCUGCCAGCCUAUCAGCUGUCCUGAUAACGCUGCCUGCUGCUGGAAGACCGGCACUGGAUCCUAGGUGUGCCAGCAACCGGAUCCACCCAAACAACCUGAGCGACCUGUUUCUGGACUCGUCUGGACUCGUGCCUGACUCACCUGCGUGUCCUCUGCAGGUGGCUCUGGUGUUCGGUCUGUCUGUUGCCAUGGCAGCGGUCUGUGUGGGCGGGGAAGCUCACUUGAACCCGGCGGUAACCAUAGCGAUGGCGCUGAGCCUGAGGCUUCGUGUGUGCAGGGCAGCUGUGUAUGUGAUUGGCCAGCUGUUAGGGGGCGUGGCCUCAGCUGCAGUGCUGCUGGGACUGACCGGAGACGUGACACCUGCUCUAAACCGAGUCUCCCCUGGAGUCCAGCUCCACCAGGCGCUCGCCGUGGAAAUGCUGGUUACCCUCCAGCUGGUCCUGGUUGUCUUGGCGACAGUUGACGUUCCCCUGCCAGCUGUGGCUCCUCCCCUAUUGGUCGGCCUGGCUGUCAGUCUGGGUCACCUGGUGGCCGUCGGAGCGACAGGUUGUGGGAUGAACCCGGCUCGCUCAUUGGGUCCAGCUGUCGUCACGCUCGACUUCAACAACCACUGGGUGUUCUGGGGGGGGCCUGGUCUGGGAGCGUGUCUUGCUGCUCUCCUGAACGAUCUGUUGCUACGGCCACGCUGGCGUCGCCCCAGAGAGUGGUGGGCGGAGUUAAAACAGCUGUAUGUGUUUGGAGACAAACAGCAGCAGGUGGCGCUGUCACACAUGCCGUAACACACACACACACACACUCACACACACACACACACACCUGUUUUUAGCACUUAGGGGGACUUGCGUUGACAUCCAGUCAUUAGGAGGACACGCAGAAACCUAGACACACAUUACAUUCAUUAUGACUUGUGUGUCUCAUAAUUAUAAAGGAAGAAAUGGUAACUUCAUAUUUAAACAAAUGUAUUGACAUUUACCUUGUGGGACCAGCGUCCCCACACUGUACCCAACACAUGUUAUUACAUGUACACACUGAGCAUUUAUUCCGUAUUAC
Micropterus dolomieu (smallmouth bass) is the source of this 1371-nucleotide messenger RNA. RefSeq names its product aquaporin-1. Lineage: Eukaryota; Metazoa; Chordata; Actinopteri; Centrarchiformes; Centrarchidae. The record is from RefSeq and is a predicted model, not a curated record. Gene Ontology annotation, molecular function: water channel activity. The transcript has 6 exons. Gene Ontology annotation, biological process: transmembrane transport. Gene Ontology annotation, cellular component: plasma membrane. The coding region runs from base 42 to 1100 and encodes 352 amino acids.